Onychostruthus taczanowskii (white-rumped snowfinch) is the source of this 12621-nucleotide messenger RNA. It is a transcript of the gene ZSWIM8, whose product is annotated as zinc finger SWIM-type containing 8. The coding region runs from base 853 to 6324 and encodes 1823 amino acids. The record is from RefSeq and is a predicted model, not a curated record. Gene Ontology annotation, molecular function: zinc ion binding. The transcript has 26 exons. NCBI's taxonomy places the organism in Eukaryota, Metazoa, Chordata, Aves, Passeriformes, Passeridae. Gene Ontology annotation, cellular component: Cul2-RING ubiquitin ligase complex.
GCUCUCAGCUGGCGGGGGGUGUCGCAGGUGAAGCUGGGAAGCGCGGAGCCAUCUUGGUGCCCGCGCCGGGCAGGGACGGGACCCGCCGGGGCCGCGCCGGGCUGGGGGGAGUCCAGCAGGGCCCGCCGGCCAUGGGCUCAUAGACACACCGCGGGGCCACCGCGACCGGAGCGGCGACGGGCUGCCCCCGCCCCGCCCGCCGUGCCCGCCCGCGCCGCUGCCGGUGCCGGUGCCCGUGACGAGCAGCCGGGAGGUCGCGCCGCCCCUCCGCGGGCGCUCCGGCUCCACCGGGCUGUUUUUAAGCCCCCGCCAGCGGGAGGGAAGUUGUUCCCCCCCAGCCCCCGCCGGUGCCCCUGCCCACCCUCCCCUCGGUUCCUGCGCCGGGAGUGAGACAAGCACAACCUCAGGGAGACCCGGCCCUGCGCACAGACACCGGCGGCCCCCCCGCGGCAGCUCCGGAGGAGGAAUCCGGCCCCUUCCCUCGUCCUGCAGCGCCUUCGGACCCUCCGUGUGCCCGGCACGCACCUGUCCCGCCUGGAGGCAGCUCUCAUGGACUAACCAGCCCCCUCCGCCUCAAGUACAUUCUGUGGGCAUAAGCAUUUUUUAACUUUUUAAAGAACUUUUUUUUUUUUUUUUCUCCCAUGGAAUUUUUACCAGCUGCCCCUUAGUUAUUUCCUGCUUCUCCCAUCUCAGACAGCGCUGACUUUGUUUUUUCCUGGUACUGUAGUAUGGGGAUCAAAUCAAAACCGAGGUUUUAAGUAUUGCAAGAGCCCUCAAGUCCAUUCGCCUGUUAAAAGUGAGCAGCGCUGUUCCUGUCUUUCUUGUUUUCCCCCACGUCGCCUGUCGGAUGUGAUGGAACUCAUGUUCGCAGAGUGGGAGGACGGGGAGAGGUUUUCAUUUGAAGACUCCGAUCGCUUUGAGGAAGACUCUCUUUGUUCCUUCAUCUCUGAGGCAGAGAGCCUUUGCCAGAACUGGAGAGGAUGGAGGAAGCAAUCGGCUGGACCCAAUUCCCCCACUGUCAAAAUGAAAGAUGGGCUGGUGAUCCCAUUGGUGGAACUCUCUGCAAAACAGGUUGCAUUUCACAUUCCAUUUGAGGUGGUGGAGAAAGUUUAUCCUCCAGUGCCUGAACAACUGCAGCUUCGAAUCGCCUUCUGGAGUUUCCCAGAAAAUGAGGAGGAUAUCAGGUUGUACUCGUGCUUGGCGAAUGGCAGUGCAGAUGAGUUCCAGCGAGGGGAGCAGCUCUUCCGGGUGAGGGCUGUCAAAGACCCUCUCCAGAUAGGUUUCCAUCUGAGUGCCACUGUGGUGCCCCCGCAGAUGGUGCCCCCCAAGGGCGCGUACAACGUGGCGGUGAUGUUUGACCGGUGCCGGAUCACGUCGUGCAGCUGCACCUGCGGAGCCGGGGCCAAGUGGUGCGCUCACGUCGUGGCGCUCUGCCUCUUCCGCAUCCACAAUGCAUCUGCAGUGUGCUUACGAGCACCUGUUUCUGAGUCUUUGUCUCGGCUACAAAGAGACCAGUUGCAAAAAUUUGCUCAGUACCUAAUCAGUGAACUUCCACAACAGAUUCUUCCAACAGCUCAGCGAUUGCUGGAUGAGUUGUUAUCAUCUCAGUCUACUGCCAUCAACACAGUGUGUGGAGCCCCAGAUCCCACUGCUGGACCUUCUGCAUCAGAUCAAAGCACCUGGUACUUAGAUGAAUCUACUCUGAGUGACAACAUAAAGAAAACCCUUCAUAAAUUUUGUGGACCCACUCCUGUUGUUUUCAGUGAUGUGAAUUCAAUGUAUCUGUCUUCCACUGAGCCACCAGCUGCUGCUGAGUGGGCUUGUCUGCGGCGUCCCCUGCGAGGAAGGGAACCUGAAGGCAUCUGGAACUUGCUCUCCAUUGUGCGGGAGAUGUUUAAGAGACGGGAUAGCAAUGCAGCUCCUUUGCUGGAGAUUCUGACUGACCAGUGUCUCAACUAUGAGCAGAUAACUGGCUGGUGGUACAGUGUGCGAACAUCCGCGUCACACAGCAGUGCCAGUGGGCACACAGGACGCAGCAGUGGCCAGUCAGAAGUAGCUGCUCAUGCUUGUGCAAGCAUGUGUGAUGAGAUGGUGGUUCUUUGGAGGCUGGCUGUCCUCGACCCAACUAUUAGUCCACAGAGGCGCAGGGAUCUUUGCUCACAGCUCAGACAGUGGCAGCUGAAAGUCAUAGAUAAUGUUAAAAGAGGUCAGCACAAGAAAUCACUGGAGAAGCUCUUCCAAGGUUUCAAGCCAGCUGUAGAAGCCUGUUACUUCAGCUGGGAGGAAGCUUAUCCCAUUCCUGGGAUUACAUAUAGCAGCACUGACAAGAAGAACUCAUUCUGUUGGGUAAAGGCCAUCCAACAGAGGAGCUGCCGGUUGCAGUGUGUGGAAAGUGCUUGUGAGGCUGGUAGGACCCACGGCCAGGAACCUGGGGGACCAUGUCUGCAGCCUGGGGACAGGCUGCGGCCCUCGCCCCAGGAGCCAGCGGUUCGUCCAAAAGAGCUCACUGGCAAGAGGAAAGUUGUCUCUGAAACGCCGCAGAGGGUUCUGAGACGGCUCUCAGCAGAAGGGGAUAAAGCUGUCUAUAAGACUGCAGUGAGCAAAGCAAAGUUGCCAGUGAGCAAAGGCUUGACCAGUAAACAUAGUGGGAAACGCCGUAUGAGCAGUGAGGACAGCUCUCUGGAGCCAGACUUGGCAGAGAUGAGCCUGGAUGACAGCAGCUUGGCACUGGGAGCAGAAGCCAGCAAUACCUUCAGUUUUACAGAAAGUCCACUGAGCAGGAGCUACAGGGAUGCCUUUGAGGAGGAUGGUGGAGUGUACUUCUCUGAGGGACCGGAGCCUACUCUCAGGAGCAGUUCCAUGGCCAAGAAACCCCCCAAGGAUCCUGUGGGGGAGAUGGGUAGUGGUGAUGAUGACCUGCCUUCUGCAGAUGAGAACUCUGGUGGUAUGAGUCUGAAGCCAGAAGAAGUGGGAGAGAAUGGUGCAGCAGGGGGAGGGGAUGACGGAGAAGAGGAAGAUGAUUACCAGGUAUACUAUCUGAACCCACAAGAGGUAGCCAAGGAAGAUGAUGACAAAGCUGAAGGGGGAAUUGAAGAGGAGCAGGAUAUAUUUGCUGGUAUCAAGCCUCUGGAACAGGAGAACCGGAUGGAGAUCCUGUUUGCCUGUGCAGAGGCACUGUAUGCACAUGGAUACAGUAAUGAGGCUUGCCGCUUGACUGUAGAGCUUGCCAGGGACCUACUGGCCAACCCUCCAGAUCUCAAAGUGGAGCAGCCGCCAACUAAGGGCAAAAAAAACAAGGUGUCAACUAGCAAGCAGACAUGGAUGGCAACCAACACCUUGUCUAAAGCAGCUUUCUUGCUGACUGUCUUGAGUGAGCGGCUGGAGUACCAUAACUUGGCCUUCCAAAUAGGAAUGUUUGCUCUGGAGCUGCAGAGACCACCUGCCUCUACCAAGGCUCUGGAGGUGAAGCUGGCUUAUCAGGAAUCUGAGAUUGCAGCCCUCUUGAAGAAGAUUCCCUUGGGCACCAAUGAGAUGAACACUAUUCGAGGAAGAGCUGAAGAACUGCGAGAAGGGACCUUGUGUGAUUACCGUCCUGUCCUGCCUCUGAUGUUGGCAAGCUUUAUAUUUGAUGUCCUGUGCACUCCAGUGGUUUCUCCUACAGGCUCUAGACCCCCAAGCCGUAACUGGAACAAUGAAAUGCCUGGAGAUGAAGAGCUUGGUUUUGAGGCAGCUGUUGCUGCUCUUGGUAUGAAAACAACUGUCAGUGAAGCAGAACAUCCUCUGUUGUGUGAAGGCACACGAAGGGAGAAAGGGGAUCUGGCACUAGCCCUGAUGAUCACUUACAAGGAUGAUCAGUCUAAGCUGAAGAAGAUUUUAGACAAACUCCUGGACAGAGAGAGUCAAACUCAUAAGCCACAGACGCUGAGUUCUUUCUACUCAUCCAGCAAGCCUGCAGUUGCCAAUCAAAAAUCUCCUUCCAAGCAUGCUGCCCAGUCUGCUGCAGCUAUCCAGCAGCUUCCAGGGACUUCUGUCACUCAGCAAGCUGCUGUAAGCACUGCAGUUCAGAGCAGUCCUGAGAACUUUGUGGAGAAGAGUACACAGGCAGAGAGCUCUCAGAGGUCCCCCUGUGAGCCAGCUGCAGAGGCCACUGUUUUGAAACAAGAGGGAAAGGUCCCCAGUCGUCUGGCCCUUGGAAACCGAGGUGGAUACAAUGGGAGAUGCUGGGGUUCACCUGUCAGGCAGAAGAAGAAACACACAGGCAUGGCUAGUAUUGACAGCAGUGCUCCUGAAACCACCUCUGACAGUUCUCCAACACUCAGUCGGCGUCCUCUACGUGGGGGCUGGGCAACAACAUCCUGGGGCAGAGGACAGGACAGUGACAGCAUCAGCAGUUCUUCAAGUGAUUCACUGGGAUCUUCCUCUUCCAGUGGCAGUAGGAGAGCUAGUGGGGGAGCCCGUGCAAAGACUGUGGAAGUUGGCAGGUAUAAAGGGAGGCGGCUGGAGAGCCAUGCUCCUCAUGUCCCAAACCAGCCCUCAGAGGCAGCUGCUCACUUCUACUUCGAAUUGGCCAAGACAGUCCUUAUCAAAGCAGGUGGAAACAGCAGUACCUCUAUCUUCACCCACCCUUCCUCCAGUGGUGGGCACCAGGGACCACACCGCAACCUUCACCUCUGCGCCUUUGAGAUUGGGCUGUAUGCACUAGGGCUGCACAACUUCGUGUCUCCCAACUGGCUCUCUCGAACUUACUCCUCGCAUGUCUCUUGGAUCACAGGGCAGGCCAUGGAGAUUGGUAGCGCAGCCUUGAACAUCUUAGUGGAGUGUUGGGAUGGACAUCUAACUCCCCCAGAGGUGGCAUCAUUGGCAGACAGAGCUUCACGGGCCAGAGACUCCAACAUGGUGCGGGCAGCUGCCGAACUGGCACUCAGCUGCCUGCCUCAUGCCCAUGCCCUGAACCCAAAUGAGAUCCAGAGGGCUCUGGUGCAGUGUAAGGAACAGGACAACCUGAUGCUGGAAAAGGCCUGCAUGGCAGUAGAAGAGGCAGCUAAAGGAGGUGGCGUGUACCCAGAAGUCCUCUUUGAAGUAGCUCAUCAGUGGUACUGGCUUUAUGAACAGACUGUUGGUGGGACCCCAGCCCAGAGAGAAGGUGCCACUGGCUGCAGCGCCGGUGGCGCGCGGGCCGCAUCUGAAGCGGCACGUGGCUUGGCAGACAGCCGGGUGACCUCAGAGCCGACCACAGUGACAGUGGCAGCUGCAGUAACUGCAGCAGCAACCGUCAUGCCAGUGAUCUCUGUGGGGUCAACCAUGUACCAGCAGCACACGGUGGCAGGGCCAGCAAUGGCACAUACACACACGCAGGGUCUCCACCCUUACACCACCCUUCAGACUCACAUCCCCUGUAAUCCCCAGUAUAUCGGACACACUAUCCAGCACAUGCCGCGCCCAGCUGUCUUCCCGGUCCCUGGCUCGGCGUAUCCACAGGGUGUCCAUCCAGCAUUCAUAGGGGCGCAGUACCCUUACUCGGUAACAGCACCGUCACUGGCAGCUACAGCAGUGUCCUUCCCUGGUGUGCCCGUCCCCUCCAUGACACAGAUUGCGGUGCAUCCCUAUCACAGUGAGACGGGACUGUCGCUGUCUUCCAAUGUAGCAUUAGGCAGUGUCCAUGCAGGAUCAACGUUCCCAGCGAUUCAGGGUGCUUCCUUGACAACUCUGUCCUCACAGCCCAACUCCCUUGUUACGGGGGGUUUUCCUGCCGAGGAUGAGCAGCACAGCCAGCCUGUGAGCCCCCAGGGUCUGCACUACCUCCACUCUGCAUACCGAGUUGGGAUGCUGGCUCUGGAGAUGCUUGGCCGAAGAGCUCACAACGACCAUCCCAACAACUUCUCCCGCAGCCCGCCCUACACUGAGGAUGUAAAAUGGCUCCUUGGGUUAGCUGCAAAGUUAGGUGUAAACUACGUGCAUCAGUUUUGCGUUGGUGCUGCCAAGGGGGUGCUGAGCCCUUUUGUGCUCCAGGAGAUCAUCAUGGAAGCUCUACAGAGGCUCAACCCUGCCCAUGUGCACAACCACCUGCGCACCCCAGCCUUCCACCAGCUGGUGCAGAGGUGCCAGCAGGCCUAUAUGCAGUACAUCCAUCAUCGGCUGAUCCAUCUCACUCCAGCUGACUACGAUGACUUUGUGAAUGCCAUCCGCAGCGCCAGAAGCGCCUUCUGCCUGACUCCCAUGGGCAUGAUGCAGUUUAAUGAUAUUCUCCAGAACCUAAAGCGCAGCAAGCAGACAAAGGAGCUGUGGCAAAGGGUCUCUCUGGAAAUGACCACCUUCUCACCAUGACAUCAGGUGGAGCUCCACGGACACACGACCCUUUGCCCCCAACAUAGUUGUAGUUCCAUUUACACCAUCCUUCCUUCUGGUGUCUUUUUUAUUUUAGUUUUAACUUGUUGGAAACCACUGAUCUGAUGUAUUUAUACCAUGACAUUCCUCUCCAGCACUGUUGCGUGUUGGCGCUCUGCUUUGCUCGCUCUUCCUCCUCCUUCUCAGUGGGCUGCAGGCUUGAGAAGCAUCAGGAAAUGAGAAGGAAGUUGAGCUGGCUGCCCUGUGGUGUAGUCACCGCUUUUUUCCCUGAGCCCUGGGAGGCUGUUCUGCGAGCAGUUUGCAGUGUGAUUGCGCACAUGUUAGAGGGGUUGGGGAUUCUGUCUGAAAUAUUUAUUUUGGCAUUUAUAAAUAUGUAAACUUUUUUUUUUUUUUUGUAUGAGCUUCUCUUACUCCACACACCAUCUCCUUUUGGAGAGUGGCUGGAACUGCUGUGCACAGUGAGUGCUCCCUCCAUCCCUUUCAGCACCUCCUGGUGAGAGAAGCUGAGACUGGAGUAGCAGGGCCAGGGCCACCUCUGCAGCUUUCUGCAGCAGCUGAGGACAGAGGUUGGAGCUCGGGUAGUGAGUCCUUGACUGCACUGAGCUGCCUGGAAACUGCCAGAAGUGCUUGAGCUCUUUCUCAGGAGCGUCCCUCACUGGGCACUGCUGGCUCACAGAAUGUUUUGAUCCCGGUUGUUACAAGUUGUACAAUCCUGUUUCUUUUGGCUGGGGUAUUACUCUCCUGUAAUCACUUUCUUAUCCCUCCUCUCUUCUCGUUUCCUGAUUAAACACUUGUUUUCUUAGACUGACUCUCUUCUCUCUGCUAUGAUGUUGGCAGUCUGAAGGAGCUGGCCAGCUGUGUGUCAGUGGGAGCUCCUGUGAGCCUUGGUAGGUGGCUGCUGUGCUCUGGGGACAGCAGUCCAGCACAAGCUGGGGCCCAAAGGUUUCUUGCCUGGUACUGCUCUGACAAUAACCUGCCCCUGCAGAGGCUGAGGUACAUGUUUGAUGGGUGUUGGGAGAGUUGGUGGUAAGCGUGGGAUAUUCUUCCUACAGUUCUGUCAGUCACUGGGUUCCUUUUCUAGCCUUGAUAAUGUGUGAUAACGCAGAGCCUUGUAUUUCCCAAGUAUUGUGCAGAACACCAGCUGCUCCCAUGUAUUUGGAGAGCUAUUUGGUGGACUAUGAAAGAUAUCUAGUAGGGAUGGCGUUGCAGAAAAUUAAGUUUAGAUAGCUUAAGUGUAUAAGCACAUACAUUUCAGGGCUUUUAAAGUGGAAGUUAAAUGACUCAUGGAUGCUAAGAAUCCCAUUUCUCAGCAGUAAUGUAUUUUGCUUCUUACUUGGGUUUAGCCAAUGAGUUUUCGUUUCUACAAGUUAGAAAUAUGUGCCUGUUUGAUAUUUUCAAUGAUACUCUUAAAGAAUAAAGUAAAUCAUAGGCACAGGGCAAAAGAGAUGAACAGGCUCUUUGGGUUUGGCUUUGUGUACUGCACAGGUCAGAGAGUAUGGCUUAGGUUCCUCUACUUCUGAUUGUGCAACAGUAACUAUUUAAAGAUGUCCUUAUAGCUCCUUGUGUUCCUCCAUAACAUUUCUAGUUGCAUGCUAACUAGAAAUGCAGAUGAUCGUCAUAAUGGGUUAGGCUCUGUGUUUUUUAAACUGAAGUCUGUGCUGAUUAUGAGCUGCCUGUUACUUGGCAAAACUUCUGGAUUUGACUGGAGAGCACAGCCUAAUGAUGUGUGGAAGGUUUGGGUUCCUAGAACACUUUCUGUGCUCUGGUUCUUGCAUGUUCAGAAGUGUGAAAGGAGCAUAGGGAAAAAUGAGUUGUCUAAUAAAGUCUAAUCUUUUCUGAUGCUAUAGGGGAAAAAUCUGUGGAAGAGAAGGGAGCAUGUUUUAGACGGAAAGAAGCAGAGGGGAAAUGGGUAAAAGAGCUGAAUAUCAGGAGCAGAAGUGACUUGUAGCAUUAAGGAUUUGGAUUGAAUAGGGAAAUGAAAUGUCAGAGCCUCAUCUGAGAUGUUGAUUGGAAAAAUACGCUUACACCCUGAGCAGGUGAGUUGUCAGACCACUGUGUGGUAAUUUGUUGUUGUUCCUGAGCCAAGUCCCAUGAAAUAUAUCUGAGCAGGGACAGAAGAAAGUGAGGAAAGAGAGGAUGAUGUUUUUUAUUGCCAUGUGGCUGUGAGGUUAUUGAGGUAUUUUUCCUUUAUAAGAGAUGGGAUGAGCCCUGAUGGCCCCAGAAGCAUUCAUUUCCUGUUAAAAAAGAACAGUUAUUACCCACUGCAGUCUUGUUAGUCAGUCAGUAUUCCAGGAGUGGGAAACAUAUAUAGGCUUAGAAAUUCUGAAAAGACAUUUCAGAAGAAGACCUGUAAAAGAGGUUGCAGGCAACUCAAAUUUACUUUUUCUGUUAACACGUGUUUUUUCACUUGGAGUAAAUGUUCCCUAGGACUUUCCCAGCAACACAUGAAAUGUCUCCAUCCCUGGACAUGUUCACCUAUUACCAUCUUUCUUGCCUGUGAAAAUUUUCUUUUGGAGGCAUAUUCAGAAAGAAUAUAAGAAUAUAACUCAUAUUCUUUCCAGGAAUAUGAGUUAACAGAACAGUAUUUGCCUUUGAACUUCAGUGUCUUUACAGCCCAUGAACAAGGUGAGUUUGGGCUGUCCUUUAAUGAAAUGAUGUGCCUGGCAAGAGGUAUGGCUGUAAUUAGCUGAAAAGCCCCCUAUCUCGUUUUGUUUACAGUCUGUACUAUUUAUUUGGGAUUUUUAUUUUGGUUUUUGGAGAGUCUAUUCAGAACUAGCCUUCUGGAGAGGUGUUGAAACUUAAGUUUUAAAAUUUUUUUGCUUGUGUGUGUUUUUUAUCAAGCCUGGAACUGUGGUAUUUUGGAGCACAAUACAGCUUUCACUUUCCCACCUUAUUUAGCAGCAGCUUGGCUAUUGCUACACAGUGCUGGAGUGCUCUGUGGAACCUUGGAAACCUCAGUCAGUGGAAAUGGGGUAAGCAUUGAAGUACCAAUGAAGUUCUUCACCACCUCUUGGUCAAAGUUGUCAGCUGUAACAACAUGGCAUAAAUUUAGAAUAGUUUUCUAUGAGGCAGAAAAGUUGUAGUUUUCUUACCUAGAUAUUAAGAGAUGGGCAGCAUAUAAAAAUGAAUUUUUCAGGAUGUGACUGGGAAAAGGAUGUGCCAAAAGAGAUAUGUUCUUACAGUAGUCUGCUACCACUGACUUUUUUUUCUCUUUUUUUUCUUUUUCCCUUUUUUUUUUUUUUUGAACUGAGGUGCAGAAAGUAAAAGGUUGGGCCAUCAGGACUUCUCAGCAUUUGCUCACCAUGACUGCAUAGGAGUUUUCUUUUAAACCCUUUGAAGCCAUAGACCAAAUGGCUUUCAACUACAGUUUAUUUAAAAUAUUUUGUGUUUUCUCUUUCUGUGCCUGAAUUUAAGUGCCAUUGACCAUGAUUAUGGUGAAGGCAGGGUCUUUUGGUUGGUGUUUUUUUUGUUUGUUUUUAUUUUUCCCCCUCACUAUCUCCUUGCCCCCAGAAUAAUUCAAAUGUGGCUUUUGAACUCAUUUCUGCUUCCUGUUUCCAUUUUAAGAGUAUUUGCACUUGGGGCAGGAUGGUGGACACACCUCUCCCAAAGUAGCAUUAAUUUGUGGAAGCUGGAAGUGCAGGUGGGGCUGUUCUGGGUGAGGGUUUUCAUUUGAGCUGAGGACUAGUGAGUGCUCUCCCUGAGGGCACCAUGCAGAUGAAGUGUGUGUGCUGUCAGGAGCUGCCAUUACUGAAUAGUGUUUCUGCUUCUUGUAAAGACUGAUUGUACUCUGUAAACAAGUGACUUUUUAUCUUGAGGGCAUUGUGUGCUCCCAGUUACAGUAUUCAUAACUACUCAGUGCUGUCCAGGCUGCACUGCAAAAUUCCUUUUUUUGCCAUGAAGGAGUUGUGAGUUUUAAGGGGAAAAUGGUGGAAAUGCAUUGAAUCUAGUACAUAUCUGGUAUAUGUACGUAGCAUGCACUGUGAACAGGGACUGGGUCCCUGACAUUUCCUUCCAUGUCCUUCUUACAUUGCCUCAUUUAAGUCGGCCAAGAAUUUUUAUCUGUAAGUCCUGAAGAGCACCUUUUCCAGUGACCUGUGGGGUUAUGGCCCAGCCUGAUUCAUGAUCCUGUCACUGUAAGUGACAUAACCACGAGCUGGAUUCUGAUUGCUGCAAUGGUGUCACCACUAUGGACCUGCUGGUUUACAAGCAUUGUGGAGAGAUGUGAGAGCUGACAAAGCUAUGGAGAUGAGAAAGGUGAAUGACCAAGUCUUGGAAGAAAGCCACAUUUUAAAGCUAAAAACAGAUUAUUUCUACAUAGACUAGUGGAGAUGAGUGUCAGGAAUACUUUUUGUAGCAAAACAGCCUGCUGAGUGUUUCAGAAGUGAAUAUUACUUGGUUUGUUGUGGUUUUUAACCCCCACAAGCCUUUAAGAAAAAAGGAACAAGCAAACUGAUAAAUGGAGAGAAGGGACCAGUGUUCUAUCUGUGUUCUGCUGUGUGAUGGGGGAUGGAGUCCUGUACUCAGGCAGCCUGAAAACACUUUUAUGUGUUGGCUGUCACUGUGGUGGUGUCUUGUGUGCAGUUGCACCAUGUCAGCCAGGAGUCCCUCAGGAUCAGCAUUGUUUGAUUCAUUUGGCACGUUUGGACCUGUUUAUCAUUACUUUUCUGGCCAUGUUACUACUGAUACAGCAAAACGAUCAGCAAGGAAUCAAAGGAUUUUCUUUCCAACGAGUGUAAGAGCUGAAAAACAUCAGGGUGAGGUUGAUCAAGUGGCUUGUUAGAUUUCUGUGUGUUAUUCUGACUUCCAGGAGCUGCAGGUUUCUGUCAGGAAUAUUUGUCUUUGCAGUGCUGUCAUCCAAUGAAAAUUGCAAUUUUCAGUCAUCAGCUUUUUGUGUAGAAGUGAUACAUGCUGCCACCUAGAGAGAAAUUAUUCAGUUCCCUUAGGAGGUCUUCAUCCUAUAGUUGAGAUUUCAUGCCAGUGUUCCCUGAAUGUUGUGCUGACUAGAAAGAGGCAGCAGACAACUUUUAAGUAUCUUCCUAAAUGAAUUCCUGAGGUGGUUUACAAGCACAAGCUACAAAGAGAGUCCUAUUGUUGUUUUGCCAGUUUUCACCUUUCAUGCACCUGGCUAUAAGAAUCACAUGGCCUUCUGAUUCCUGGGUCAAAUGACUCCUUUUUAAAUGGGAGUUGCAUGAGACUAAAGAAGUUUUUUUUAAAUACAUUACCAAAAAAAACCUCUUACGGUCCUGUUUUGUGCUUAUCAUUUUCCUUUGUCUUAGAAGUGAACUGGUUACCAUGAACUUCUGCUACACAGCAGUGAGGCAAGAAGGUGAGGUUUGUUUCUACUCUGGAAGUGUGAGGAUCUGGAAUAUUUUAGUGCCAAAUGGGUCAGUACCUAGCACCCAGUGUCUCUCCCUAAAAAAAGAUGGGGGUUGGUGGCUUUUUGAUAUCACAGAGCUUCUGAUAUUAUACAUGCUUCUCUUAGGAGGCAGUGUUUGGUUCCACAGCUUUGAAGAGAUGACUGGAACACAGGUAGCUUCUGCAUCCAUGUGCUGUCAGAGAAAGGUAGCUUUGAAAACAGCUCUUCAUCAGGUAAGGACAUCCUGUAUUUGGAGCUGUCCAUAGCAGGUGCUUUGUUUGUCAUUAGCAUAAGCAGUAAGAACUAGUGCAGUCCAGAAAUUAAGCAACCAGGGGAGGGAAGAACUAAUGAGACUCCACAGUUGCCAUUUGCUGCCUUGAGUGACAAACUAUUACCAGUAAAGUAACACUGACUUACUGAGCCCCUCCCAACAUUUAUUCCUCACACCACAUUUAUUUUUACUGGGCCUCUCCUCAAAGAUGUACCAUAGUCUGAGGUAAAGCAUGAAGUGAUUGUGUGACGAUCUAUCAUGAAUUAAGAGCAGGAAAACAUUCAAGGGAGCAGCACAAUCAUUAAUCCUGGGAUCCUCCACCUCCUGUGGCAGCAUGUGAAAAUGCCUUGCUGCUGCCAGGGUUAUUUGUGAAGCGUCUGGUGGAGGGAGAGCUGUAGGACUGUUUUACAAUGCUUUCACAAGCAUGACUACUCAAACAAUGUUUUCCUUCCAGUUUUUACUGUAAGGACUGCUGUGCCAGGCACACCUGGACAUGAGGGACAGAGCCAAGCUCUGCUAUGGCAGGCACAGCAGCUGGAAACAACUGCAAUAGCCAAGAAUGGCCCCAAAGUCAUCGCUGUUGCAAACCAGUGAGAAUGAAUCUCAAACUCCAGGCUGGCUGCAAGCUGUAGCACACUGCUUCUGCCUU